This is a messenger RNA of Gamsiella multidivaricata, 770 nucleotides long. RefSeq names its product putative heavy-metal-binding-domain-containing protein. The record is from RefSeq and is a predicted model, not a curated record. The coding region runs from base 50 to 499 and encodes 149 amino acids. The transcript has 5 exons. NCBI's taxonomy places the organism in Eukaryota, Fungi, Mortierellomycota, Mortierellomycetes, Mortierellales, Mortierellaceae.
CUUCUUGUCCCUUCAUUCCUCCCCAAGUCACCUCAGAGAGCCCUCCAAAAUGGCAUAUGCCCAGCCUAUCCGCUCCGUCGACCGACGCUUCAGCACCACCGCGUUUGAGAUCCCUGGUUAUUAUAUCGCGCAGGCCCAUGGUGUCGUCCGAGGCAUCACUGUGAGGAACCCAAACGCCGGUAAAGCAUUUAUUGGCGUAUUCGCAUCCAUUGGCGGAGGAGAGAGUUCGACUUAUAUCGAAAUGGCUGAGAAGGCUCGCGAAAGAGCCUUCCUGAGAAUGCUGGAACAUGCCGCUGCCGCUGGUGGCAAUGCCGUGAUUGGAGUCCAGUUCACAGGACAGGAAAUCAUGGAGGUGAUGACUGAAGUUAUGGCCUAUGGAACCGCUGUUACAUUGGCGCCUCUUCAGCAACAGCAGAAUUACCAGUCACCUCCUCCUCAGCAGCAGCAGCAACCCCAGCAGCAGCAGCAGCAGCAACAGGUCUAUAGUCCAUAUGGAUAGCGCCCACAGCAGUAAUUCACCCCAGCAAUCCCCGAAAAGCAACAGCUGGGUUAUCAUAUAGUCUUUUCAGCAUACCAGGGGGCCCACGGAUGCCAGCACUAAUACCAAUGUUAGUUUUGUCUCUUAUCUACGACGCGUCUUGAAUAAAGAGGAGGUUCGAGUUUCUACGUUACAUUACAAACGUCAUGCUCAUCACGUGCGUAUCCCCCGCCAGAGGGAAAAGCAGAAACGGCUGAAGGGGGAGGGUCGACCUCUUGCUUGGUCAAGCGUU